GACCCCACGACGCUCGAGCCAUUCUCGGCUCUAAGUUCUCACAACAGAAGGACGAUAGUCGCGACAUGCGGCCGCACAGAACUGUGGUUUCUAUUGGUGUACAAGUUUUAAGGUUUCUUGUGGUGUGCGUGUGUGGGUCUGUGUGAGUGUGUCUAUUGCACUAGUUGAAAGCUAGAGGCCCCGAGAGAUUGUUUACUACGACCGCUUCACUCCCGAAAAAUAAUGUCCUGACUAUUUUCGACCACUUUGAACGGAAAUUGGUUUUUAUUUUUUUCGGUUUUUCGAGAUUUUCGUGUAGUACUAUGGCAGAGGAAGUGGAUGGUGGUAAAGAUCAACAAAGUAAUACAGAAAAUCACCCAGAAGAUGAAGAGCACCCGAAGCUUAAAAAAGGAAAAUGCAAAUGGUUUAACGUAGCCAAAGGAUGGGGAUUUAUUACACCCAAUGACGGAAGCCAAGAUGUCUUUGUUCAUCAGAGCGUCAUUCAAAUGGGAGGAUUCCGUUCUUUGGGCGACGACGAGGAAGUCGAAUACGCGUGCAAAUCGUCCGAAAAAGGUCUAGAAGCGGUAAAAGUAACCGGUCCAGGGGGCGCUGACUGUAAAGGAUCGAACAGAAAGCUGGCCUCAAAGAAGCGCUAUCGGAAAAUAAGGUGUUACAACUGUGGAGAAUUUUCGAAUCACAUAGCGGCAAAAUGUACGUUGGGACCUUUACCCAAAAGAUGCCAUAACUGUAAAAGUGAGGAGCAUCUAAUCGCCGAUUGUCCCACAAAACCAGAAAGACCUUCAAAUACCGAAAAUAAAGACCCAGAACCAAUGGAAAAAUCACCAUAAUAUUGUAUAAGCCAUCAACAGACGUCUUUGUAUAAAAUUAUUUCUCGUGCUAUUUUUGGUCAGUUUACUCAGUUCAAGCAAAUACGUAUGGUAUAAAGUACGUAUAUUAUGAUAUACAGUGUAUGUAUAGUAUUACUCGUAAUUACUUGGUCGAAAUUAAGUUAUAAUGUAUGAAAUUUGGAUGACCAAUGAAACGUUUCAAUCACCAAAGAGCUUAAUUAUUGCUUAAUUACGUUUUAUUGUAGAUUUUAAAUUAUAACUUUAAAAAAAAUGUUAACAAAACUGAACAUGUUUAUAUGUACGGGGUGGCCCAGGCUUUCCAAAAAGCUCUAUAUUAAAUUGGUUUGUGAUUUUCAUUUCAUUUUUUUUUACGUAAUCUGGGGGUAAGGGUAACGCACAUUUUGAAAAUAUUUUUAACAACAUACAGGGUGAUUCAAACAUAUUUUCAAACUAAAGUU
Sitophilus oryzae (rice weevil) is the source of this 1285-nucleotide messenger RNA. It is a transcript of the gene lin-28, whose product is annotated as protein lin-28 homolog. The transcript has 5 exons. Gene Ontology annotation, molecular function: zinc ion binding; nucleic acid binding. Lineage: Eukaryota; Metazoa; Arthropoda; Insecta; Coleoptera; Curculionidae. The coding region runs from base 303 to 827 and encodes 174 amino acids. The record is from RefSeq and is a predicted model, not a curated record.